GGUUCAGGCAGGCAGUUGUGUUACAUUAGACCAGAUGAGUUAUUGAUCCCCAUCUUGCACUCUGCUGCUGCAGAAAGGCCGGAAGCCUCCAGGGAGUGUGCUGUAUAUGUGAGAGCUUUGUCCUUUCUUUGUCCUCACAUCCUUUCUCCUCCUCUUCAUCAUUUUCAUUCACUCUUCUUUCACCUCCACAUACCUCCUCCGAUCUACUCCCCCUAUUUAUCCCCCCCAUCAUUCAGUCACCCUCUUUCCCGUCCGAUGCCUCCCUCCCCUCCUCUCUUUUUCUGUGCAUCCCUCUAUCUCCUCUCUCUCUUCCCAUAUGUUUAGCUUGUCUCUUUUCGUGCCCUGAAUGAGGCGUCUGCCCUGCACUAAAAGCCCUGGGAAUGAGUGGGGCUCGCAGAAUGCAAGAGUUGAAAUACUUCAGGGAUGGAGCUACGUUGGUGAUAUCAUUAGAUGGUUUAGAUUGGAUUUCUAAAAGGAGGUGCAGUGACAAAGGAAUCAAGAAAAGGAAUGAAGAGACCCAGCUGUUGAUAUCAGCUGGUGAGAUGAUCCAGGCUGAUGAAGAGCUGCCGGCCAUCACCUGCAUCUUUAAUCAAAGAGGAAGUGCAGCAUCUCAGUUAUGGAGAAACCGUGACUGCAGAUCAAAUGUGGUGCCGCAACAUUCACCUUUCUCCACCUCCCCUCACCUUUGUUGUCUUCCAGAGGAGCCCCAUCGUUCAACACUCACUUCUUUAGCUUCUUCCGUCUCAGAGCGCCGAAAGAAGGCCCCACGGACUAGACUUGUUUUAAAUAUGCACAACUUAUUUAGUUUAAUCAAAAACAAUCCAAACAUUGUGACCCAGCAGGACAGUGUUACAAUGGAUCGCCAUGAUAGGUUCAUCAUUUUCUGUGAUGAGGACAUACCGCUGCAACGUUUUGAUGAAAUUUGCUACACUGAGGAUUGUAGGACAUCUAUGGGGGAUACUGGCUGGCACAUCAGUGAUAACAAUGUGUUUAGUGCUGCACCCAGUCCAAACACCAACAACUCUAACAGGAAUCAACAUGCACUUGUUAUCAGAGACAAUUUUAACAACCUUAAAAGUCGUCUGAAAUCGGGUCAUAUCCACACUGCAGGAGAGUUGUCUGGGAGCGACACGAAUGUAAAAAAGAGGAAGAGUGUGUCCUUCGAGGAUGACGUCAUGGUCUACCUGUUUGAUCAGGAGAGUCCCACCUUGGAGCUGCACUCUGAGGCCUACACAUCUCUGCCAGACAUCACAUUAGAAGACAGUGGCUUGGAGUGGGAAGAUGACUUUUCAGCUUUGGAGAAGAACUGCCAUUUUCAGUGUGUCAGACACUCUCAGCAGCACACCGUGUCCCCGCCGACACAGAGCAGCUCUUCUCUGCCCCAACGUUUCUUUCUGUCCCAAACCUGCCUGUUCCUCACCCAUGUCACAGAGUCAGACCUUGAGCUGUGAGAUAAGCAGUUAUUUACACACACAUACACACACACUGAGUCGUAGGUGCUGAUGUUUAUGACACGUGGUGGUCAAAUGCAGCCUUUCCAUCCCAUCGUCUGCAGUCAACCAAAGGCCACCUCACUGUCGCCGUGGCCCACUGUGACAUCCACACUUGUUUUUCUCUCAGGCAGUCGGCCUUCGCCUCAUGGAAAAACUGACUAAUCGUCCGGAUCUCAUCCUCUUCACCUCUAACUCAUCUCCCCACCUCCCUCCUCUUUUUAUGAUGAGUCACGGAUUUUAAUGGCUUUUCUCUCUCUCUCUCUCUCUCUCUCUCUCUCUCUCUCUCUCUCUGCUCCAAAUGGAUUCUAAGCACCUGCCGUUCAUGACAUCACAGCCACGCAGGACUGUGUGACAGUGCAUUCAGCUUUCACAGUUGUUGGUAUGAAAAGACCACAGGCUAUGAUGAGUUGCAUAACAGUGUUGGUACCAUUCCAGAUGCAAAACCUCUUUGGAAGCUACUCUUCAUGCCAGGUUGUGUCCUUGGACCUGAGCUGUGACAUGGAAACAUGAUGUU
Messenger RNA from Anoplopoma fimbria (sablefish), 2007 nucleotides. RefSeq lists its product as uncharacterized. Bases 381 to 1451 code for a protein of 356 amino acids. The transcript has 5 exons. Lineage: Eukaryota; Metazoa; Chordata; Actinopteri; Perciformes; Anoplopomatidae. The record is from RefSeq and is a predicted model, not a curated record.